Messenger RNA from Arachis duranensis, 1083 nucleotides. RefSeq lists its product as uncharacterized. Bases 31 to 1083 code for a protein of 350 amino acids. Gene Ontology annotation, biological process: nuclear DNA replication. The record is from RefSeq and is a predicted model, not a curated record. NCBI's taxonomy places the organism in Eukaryota, Viridiplantae, Streptophyta, Magnoliopsida, Fabales, Fabaceae. The transcript has 8 exons. Gene Ontology annotation, cellular component: nucleus.
AUACAAAUAACAGGAAUGCGAGAGUGAUAUAUGAUGCAAAAGAAGUCAUUAAUGGGCUGCAAGCACCAAUUGUUAAGGAUGCAGAGCACCAAUCAGAUGGAUAAUGUGGAUAAGAGACCAGGGAUGUUGAGGAGCCCAAAAUACACCAACAAGCGUGUUGAUGAAGUAUUUUCGGCCAGAAAGUCCAAGUUUGGAGUUGUUUUUGGAAAAGAAAAUGCAAAGGUUAUUUUAUUUGCCAAACUCAUGAUUCUUAUUCAGGAAAAUCCAUCUUUGGAGAAAACUACUACUAGUAACUUGAAGAAUGUUUUGGUUUUUUCUACUUCAGCUGCCAAGAGACAGCAAGGGAGUUCAUGCAUGGAGAAUUCUGCUACUUCAGGUGAAGUUAACAAGGAUGGUAUAUUGCAAGCUUGUCAAACAACUGCCGAGUGUAGCCAAGUCAAUUUUCGAAGUGUUUUUGAACUUUUGUCAGCUGCUGAUAAAUCUUCUGGAUUGACUGCAGUUGAUGUGGGCAAAGCAUUAAGAGGUCUGGCUGCACCAAAGCCAUGUGCCCGAACUGGUUUAGCUGCUGACUCAACUGAAAGAUGUGGGGAUAUGAUAUCAAGCUUUGCAGCCAAUUCCAUAUCCGAAUACCAUAUUCCCGUCCGGAAGGCUCCUCUGGAUCUUACUUUAAAGACCGGUCAAAAUGUGAGAGGCUCCCAGGGCUUCAAGGUUUUGCACUCAUGGAUGUAUCCUCAAUCCAUCUUGCCACCAUCUCUCACAUCAGUGCUAAGCUCAUCAACAACAGAUGCAGUUUGCACUUCUCAGUUUGUCGUCAUGUUUACUGGUGGUGACAGCUCUGGGAGUCCCAAAUGCUUCUGUAAUGCUUAUAUUUCUCGGUCAACCAGGGUAUUGUAUGACAAGAAGACUGGAACUAAUUUGCUUCAAUGGCCAGUGGAAGAAAUAGAGAGCUUGAGACGUAGCAGUGAUGAAUUUAAGGAAUUAUUGGUUAAACCUGGCACAGUAGUGCCAUUACACAUUGGCCCUGCAACACAGGAUUUUUCUAUAGUUAUUGGUUGCAUUGUUACAACUUGUAUCUCACAGUAA